This is a messenger RNA of Daktulosphaira vitifoliae (grape phylloxera), 1648 nucleotides long. RefSeq lists its product as uncharacterized. Gene Ontology annotation, cellular component: extracellular matrix. Lineage: Eukaryota; Metazoa; Arthropoda; Insecta; Hemiptera; Phylloxeridae. The transcript has 2 exons. Bases 127 to 912 code for a protein of 261 amino acids. The record is from RefSeq and is a predicted model, not a curated record.
CUAGUAUAUAAUGCAUUAUAUUUACAACAGUUGGUGACUUAUUUGUGAACUUAUAUUGCUGCGUGUGAAUAUGUUUUAAUAGAGAAAGGAAAACGUUGUACGGAUCGUUGAUUGCUAUUAUAUAUCAUGGAUGUAACCGUUUGCGUUUUCGUUCUACUUCCAUUAUUCAAUUUGUUCGCAAAGACAACAGGACAAGCGUUACCACAACAAAAUCCAGAACCUUUUAAUCCUUACAAUGCAUUCGUUCCGUUAAAUCAUCAGCCAGUCGGAAUUUCCUACGAAGCUCUUCAGUAUCCAUUACCGGGUGAACAUUAUCAAGUUAUACCACUUACGCUGAGCUCCGGUCGGAUACCUUUCAUACAUCAAACAGUUCAGUCUCCAAUACAGUACUUCAAUCCAAACAUAGAAACACAGCCAUCACCGAGUUACAAUCCUGUACCGCAAAACGUGCAACCGCGUACGGAAGAACGUCCACUGCAAUACAAUUCUAAUGAACUCGUGCAAAAUGGAAUACCGAACGAACGACAACAACCUUCGGCGCAUUACAGUUAUGGUUACACCAUCGAGGACAAUAACACUGGCGAUUUAAAAGACCAACAUGAAAUAAGAGAUGGCGACACUGUAUCAGGAAGAUACAGUCUGGUAGAGCCCGACGGAACCCGAAGAAUUGUAGAGUAUACGGCUUCGCCAAAAACCGGGUUUAAUGCGGUUGUCCGAAAAGAAAUAUACAAUCGAGAUAGAAUAACCAAUGUAAUUAAUAAACCAAUACCUUUAACACCUUUAGUCGUUCAAAGUGAAAAUAAAAAUGAAAAUGUUGAGCCGAAACAACAUCAUAUAAGAGAAAUAGUUCAACUACAAAAGUCGUUUAACGUAACAGACGACCAAGGAAACGGAACUGCGCCAAAAUCAUGAUAAGGUUCACGUGUAUCGCAAAGUUCACUGAUCACAAAAAGAGGAAGUUAGCUAUAGCUAAUUUUAAAAUAAUAUAUUUUUCUAUAAACUAUAUUGAAAAGCAAACUGGUAAUAGGACAUAAUUAAUAUAGUGUCAUUUCUAUGCAUAGAGAAUACUACAAAAACAUUCAUCGCAUGUUGUGAUAGUAAUAAUAGUUUACUUCUUAUGUUUGCACCAAGUUAAUAAAUUGAAAUGUUUUUUCCUAGUAAGAAUAGCUAUAUUUUUUUCGAAAGCAAAUGUCCACAUACUGUUACUAAUGAUAGCAAUAACCCACUGUAAUGUAAAGAAUUACUAUUACGUAAACACUUGUAUUGAUGAUAACGCGAUAGUUCCGACUUCAAUGUAAUGAGGGUUAAAUAGAAUAUCAUCAUAAUUAAGAUUCAAUGUAACCUAGUGAUAAGAUCAAUUUAUUUCAUACUUUAUUAAAAAAGUUGAAAAAUAAUACACUUAAGCUCGAAAAAUUUGUGGUAAUUGUAGUAGUAAUGUUUAUUUGUUACUUAAGUGAGCUAAAUUAUUCAGUUCAUAGAUAUUCUAUUAAAUAAAUUAUAUAGUCAAAAUUAGUUAUUAAUAAGACAAUUAAUUCUAAAUUUGAAGUUUAAAAAUGUAAUCGGUAUAAAAUUUUGUAACUAGUAUCAGAACUAUAAGCAACUAGACACAGUAUAUAAACUCUCAAAACACAAUGCUUGAAUUAUUUAA